AUGGCUGGCAGGCAGACAAGGGGUCGGCAAAGAAUUCCCAUGAGGCUGAUAGAGAGCCAGGACGACCUAUAUGCAACAUUCUCAAAACGCCGUUUAGGUCUAUACAAGAAGGCGAGUGAACUUAGCACACUUUGUGGCAUCGAUGUAGGAAUAAUAAUCUUUUCUCCCACCGACAAUCCUUACUCUUUCUUCCAUCCAUCCAUGGAAUCUGUGAUCGAACGAUAUAGAAACCCAAAUCAACCGCCAAGCAAUUUAGCAAGAAUCGUGGAGGGCCACACACGGACCAGAAUUGUGCAACUCAACAAGCGGCUGGAUGAGGUACAAGAUAUGAAAGAACUUAUAAAAGAACAAGAAAAGUACCUGGACGAGGUCGACAAAACUCGACCCCAAGGGUGGUGGGAACAAAUCCCUGUUGAGAGUUUGAACGCACAGCAAGUGCAGGAGUGGAAAGCAUGGUUUGGCAACCUCCAUGCUCGAGUGACCAGUAGAAUCGAGGAGUUGACAAAUGGCGGGUCGGGUCCGUUGGAGAAUGCUCCAAUUUUCCCUGAUCCACCUGGUGCUAGUACUACAAUUUUUCCUAGUAUCUAUGCUCAAAAUUAUGUUCCUCCUGCGGGUACAUCAUGUGCACCAGGAGGUGGGAUUAUUGGAUCUGAUCAAUUUUCUGGCCAGUAUUAUUAUGCUCAUCCACAAGGUCAUGAUUCAUUUGCUUCUGGGCCUAGUCAGUUCUUUGCUCCUCCACAUGGUCAAUAUCCUUCUGGAUUCAGUACAAGUCAAUAUUAUAGCAUACCAGGAGCUCUGAAUCCAUCUGGUAUUGGGCCUAGUCAAUACUAUGGGUUUCCACCGAGUCAACAUUCAUCUGGUGUUGGGCCUAGUCAAUACUAUGGGCCUCAACCUACUCAGGAUCCAUCUGAUUUUGGACCUACCCAAUUCUAUGGGCUUCUGUCAAGUCAAGAUCCAUUAGGUAUUAGGCCUAGCCAGUUCUACAUGCCUCCAUCAAAUCAAAUUCCAUCUGGUGUUGGGCUUAACCAAUUCUAUGGGUCUCCACCAAGUCAGGAUCAAUCUGGUGCUGGGCCUAACCAAUUCUAUAGGCCUCCACUAGGUCAGGAUCCAUCCAGUGCUAGGCUUAGAAGGUUUUAUAAUCCUUAA
Messenger RNA from Sesamum indicum (sesame), 1146 nucleotides. RefSeq lists its product as uncharacterized. The record is from RefSeq and is a predicted model, not a curated record. Gene Ontology annotation, biological process: positive regulation of transcription by RNA polymerase II. Gene Ontology annotation, molecular function: protein dimerization activity; RNA polymerase II cis-regulatory region sequence-specific DNA binding; DNA-binding transcription factor activity, RNA polymerase II-specific. Lineage: Eukaryota; Viridiplantae; Streptophyta; Magnoliopsida; Lamiales; Pedaliaceae.